Molecule: messenger RNA, 5271 nt
Organism: Plasmodium reichenowi
Lineage: Eukaryota; Apicomplexa; Aconoidasida; Haemosporida; Plasmodiidae
Product: DNA repair protein REV1, putative
Exons: 1
Coding region: 1-5271 (1756 amino acids)
Biological process (GO): error-free translesion synthesis; error-prone translesion synthesis
Cellular component (GO): nucleus
Molecular function (GO): damaged DNA binding; DNA-directed DNA polymerase activity; deoxycytidyl transferase activity
Source: RefSeq, a predicted model, not a curated record
AUGGAUAUAGAAUAUGGAGGAGCUCGAGAUUUUGAAAAAUAUAUUUGUAAUAAGGAGGAGAAGAUUCCUCUAUCUUAUAAUAAAAAAUAUCUUGCCGAAAUAGAAGAAAGUCAUAAGAAAUGUAAGAAUGAUUCAUUAUUAUUUAGGAAUUGUAAUUUUUAUAUUGAUGAUUUUGUAAGUUUUUUCUCUAUAUGUAAUACAUUAGACAAUUCUAAUAAAGAAACGAAAUGUAUAUAUAGGAGUGAAAAAGAUUCAAUGGAGGAUUCAAAAGAAUUAAACAAUUAUAUGAAUAACAAUAGUAUUAAUAAAACAACGUUAGGUAAGUUUAAUAUGGAAAGUAAAAUGGAAUAUAAUUAUACUUGUAUUAACGAACAUAAUAAUAAUAAUUAUUAUAUAAGUAAGAUACAUAAUGAUUCUGUUUUUAAAUAUCAAGAUAUGGAUAGAACACCUAUGAAAAAUAACAUAGAUAAUAAUAAUAAUAAUAAUAAUAAUAAUAAUGAUAAUGAUAAUACAUAUUUGUAUGAUAAUUAUCUAGAAGACCAAUUUAAUCAAACCAUAAGAAAUCGAUAUAGUUGUACUCCCAAUGAUCAAAUAAGCACUUGUACAAAAAGUUUUAAUACAUGUAUAAAAACAUAUGAAGAACAAGAUUCUUCAAGUUGUAAAAAGAAUGUAUAUAAUUCUUAUAUUAACAAAAAAGAGAAUCUUGAAAUAUUAAUAGUUCAAAACGGAGGGGUAAUACAUAAUACUUUGACCAGCAAAGUAACCCACAUUAUUAGUAAUAAUAUGGCUUUAGGUUCUAAGAAAUAUAUGGAUUAUAAAAAAGCUAUAAAAAAAUCUAAAGUCUUCAUAGUUGUAGAUAAAUAUAUUUUCGAUUGUGUAAACAUGCAAUGUCGUUUACCUGAACAAUCAUAUCUGCCUUCCAUGUUACGUUACAAUUGUCAUCAAAUAACCGAAUAUUUUUCCUUAAGAAAAAAAGAUAAGGAACAAAACAAAAAAAUGCAAAACAAAAAAAUACAAAACAAAAAAAAUAAUGAUCAAAAUUUUUUGAAGGAACAUGAAGAAGGUGAACAAAAUAAUGUAACCAUUUUAGAUACCUCAAAAUGUGAUAAACAAUUAAAUGAUUAUUAUGUAGAGAAAAAAUUAAGUACUUGUCAUAAUAAGACAAGUGUUAAUAAUACUUUAAAUAAAACUUAUAUGUAUGGAACAAAAGAUGACAAUAAUUUAUUAAUACAAAAAGGUAUAGGGACCAAUGAAAAUUUGAAUUAUAUAAACGAGCAAAAAGUCCCUGAAGAAAAUAAUAAUGAAGAAAAAAAAGAAAACACUACUAAUAAUGAUAAUGUAAAUAAACACCUAGAAAUAUUAAAUAUGAAUAUGGAUUAUGAGCAUGUAAAGAAAUUUAUAAUAUGUAAUUCGAAUGAAUAUUUCAAAAGGUUACAAGAAUAUUAUUUGGAAAAAGAGUUAAAAGAAAAUAUAUAUUCUAACGUUUCAUCAAAUUUAUAUUUAAAUAAAAACACAUUUGAGGACUUUUCUAGGAAAUACAGAAUAUUAAAUUAUUUAAGUGAUGAAGAAAUUAAAUGGUUAAAAUGUAAAAGUGAAUUAAAUAUAAAUAUAAAAAAUCUUUGGGAAAAUGAUAUAAUUCAUUUUUUCUUUGAUUUAGUCUUAAGAAAAAAAGAACAUUUCAAAAACAAUACUGUUGGUAAUAAUAACAAUAAUAUUGGUAAUAAUAAUAAUAAUAAUAUUGGCAAUAAUAAUAAUAUUGGUAAUAAUAAUAAUAAUAAUAUUGGCAAUAAUAAUAAUAUUGGCAAUAACAAUAAUAUUGGCAAUAACAGUAAUAUUGGCAAUAACAAUAAUAUUGGCAAUAACAAUAAUAUUGGCAAUAACAAUAAUAUUGGCAAUAACAAUAAUAUUGGCAAUAACAAUAAUAUUGGCAAUAACAAUAAUAUUGGCAAUAACAAUAAUAUUGGCAAUAACAAUAAUAUUGGCAAUAACAAUAAUAUUGGCAAUAACAAUAAUAUUGGCAAUAACAAUAAUAUUGGCAAUAACAAUAAUAUUGGUAAUAAUAAUAAUACAGAAUCCUAUAGAGAUAUAAACAAAUCGAGCAGUUAUAUAUCUGAAAAUUUAAUAGAGAGUAUUAGCGCUUAUCUAUACAAUUCUCGACUAUACAUUUUAGGUAAUUGGAAUUAUAUAUCUAAAGAAUUAUUUAAUUUUGAUGAUAUAAAAGAAUAUGAGAAAGGAUCGAAGAAAUUUGUUUACUUAUAUAUCGAUUUUGACAAUUACUUUUUAAAUGCAAGUAUAAGAAAUAAAAUUUGUAUGUAUGAGAAAAAGAAAUCGAUGAAUAAUGAAAUAUUUUGUGUAUGUCAUAGUUUAAAAAAGGAAGAUAGUUAUGGUAUUAUUAGUUCAACAAAUUAUUGGGGGAAAAAGAAUAAAAUAGUUAAAGGUAUGGUCAAAGGGGAAGCUACAAAAAUGAAUAAGAAUAUAAAUUUUGUAAAAUAUGAUUUUAGUAAUAUAUUAAAAUGUAGUUAUUUAUUUUUAUUAGUAUUAAUAAAUUAUUCUAAAAAUGUUCGUGUAUUAUCAGUAGACGAAUCAAUACUUCAACUAUUUUAUGAAAAAGAAGAAGAGAUUUUCAUAAUAUCCAAAAAAAUUUCUGAUGAUAUUUAUAGACUAACUAAUUUAAGUGUAUCCAUAGGAAUUUCUCAUGAUUUAAAUACAUCAAGAAAGGCUUUAAAGUUUUGUAAAAAGCGUUUUAUGUUUUUUGAUUUUUAUCACCAUUUUAAUAUUUUUAUAAAGAAGUAUAUUAACUUAAAAAAUAAGGAAAGUAACGUAACAACAGAAGCUUCCCAUGAUGAUAAUAUAAAAAGCAAUAGUAUAUUAGAUGAUAAAAUUAUUAAUAGCAAAUUAAAACAUAUGAUAGAGCAAAAUAAAAAUGUAAAUGGUGGUAAUAAUACGGAUGAUUAUACAAUAAAUUUGAUGAGUGAUGAUAUACUUAAGGAUUUAUUUAAGGAAUAUCUUUCCUUUGAAGAAAAAAGGAAAAGUGAAUUAAAAUAUAAUGAAAAUAAUAAAGACAAAUACAACAUGAAUAUGGAUAAUAUAUAUUUUAUGAAUCUUAUAAAAGGAAAGAGAGAAAAAGAAGUUGAAUAUAUUUAUAAUAAAUUCCUUCAAAUGAAUAAAGAAAAUAUUGAACAAAUCGUAAAUACAUAUUUUGAAGAAGUAAUUCAUCCAGUGAGUACAUAUUUUUUUUUUUAUAAACCAAAUGAAUAUUAUUUUAAUAUUUUAAAAAAUAUGAAUUAUUUAAAUGGAUAUUUUAUUUCAUUUAAUAUGUAUUAUCUUCCACAUAUUGAAAAUGAUAGUAACAAUGAUCAUCAUAGUAAGAAUAAUUGGUUAAAUAAUAAAAUGGAUAGAAAUAUAAAUAAAAAAGAAUUAGAAAACAACGAUGAAAAGAAAAGUAUCAAUAUUAGUGUUAAUUAUGGUGUGAGAUUUAAUAAAAUAAACGACUUUUAUUAUCUCAUAUAUUUUAUGACCAAGCAGUUGUAUUUACGUUUAAAAAUAAAGAAUUUGAAAGCCAAACUUUUACAUGUAAACUUUUUUAUCAAAGCCCAAAAUGAAAAUGUAAAUCCUAUGAAAUAUCUAGGUAGAGGAAGAGUUAUUAGAAUAAGUAGUAAAAUUAAAUUAAAUCAACAUACCAAUUGUUUUUUUGUAUAUUUUUUUAAAGUUAUACAUACAUUUGAUUUCUUAGCAAAUAAUUUAAGUGAUUUAAGAGGUGUUCAAAUUAUUUGUUCAGAUACCAUUAAUGAAAACAAAACUCAUGUUAAUAAAAAAAGUAUUUUAUAUUAUUUCUACAUAAAUAGAGAAAAAAAUAUUAAAAACAAGAAAAACUGUAAAUAUGUAGCAAGUUGGAAAGAUGACAAUUUUUUAGAAAUACCACAAAAAGUGAAUGAUAAUGAUCAGGUGGAAGAAAACGUAAAAGAUCCACAUCAAAUAAAUGAAAAUAAAAUACAUCUACAUAAUAUAAUGUUAUCAUCACAAAAGAAAAAUGAAACAAACAAAAAAGAAAUGAAUGGGAGAAUAUCAAAAAAUAAUAUAAAUAGUUCAAGUAUAUUAAGUUACAUAAAAGAUAAAAAUAAAGGCACUAACAUAUUAACAACUGAAAUUAAUUGGACACAUAAUAAUAAUAAUAAUAAUAAUAAUAAUAAUAAUACAUAUAGUAAAAAUGAAAUUCAUAAAACUGUAAGAAAAGGAACAAGUACAAGUACCAAAAAAAAAAAAAUAAAAAAAAAAAUAAAUACACAUAUACGUUAUGAUAAAAAUACAAGGAAUAAUAAAUUAUAUCAUUAUGAAUAUAAACAAAAUAUUCUAAAUUAUUUUGUACAUAAUAAUCAUAAUAGUAAUAAGACUCAGAAUCUAAUACAUAAGAAGGAAAAUAAUUUUCAAAAUAAUCAAAAUGUUUCUUUAUGUUCUUCAUCAAAAACUAUAAAUAAAGGUUUCAAAAGGAAAUGUAACAUUCUAAGAAGUAAUGCUAAUUUUUUAAAUAUAAGAAAAAAAAUAAAAAUUACGAAGAAUUAUAAAAUAUCUGACUUUUUCCCAAGUAUAUUAAAAAAAAAUAUAUAUUUAAGAAAUAAUAAAAAUAUAUAUGAUGAUGAAAUAAAAACAUAUUGUAAUGGAAAUAUUAUAAUGCAUACUAAUAUUUUCGAUAGUAUUAUUAAUAAGAAAAUUAAAAAAGAAAAUGAUGAAGAAAAUGAAGAAAAUGAAUUAUGUGAUGAUAAUAACUGUGAUAAAAAUUAUCAUAUGAAAAAACAAUUUACAUGUUGUUAUUUCUGUUAUAAAGAAAUAACACAAUAUCUAGUACAUAAAGAAAAAUUAUUUGAGGAAAAUCAUAAUUGUAAUGAUUUAUGUAGAAAUGACAUAUUCUGUUUUACAUAUAUUAGUAAAAACUUAUUUUUAUUCAAUCAUACAAAUGAUAAAUUAAAUUUAUAUUUAUAUAUAAAAAAAAUUAUCAAUUCAUAUAGAUCAUAUUUUCAUAACAAAUUUCAAGAACAUGAUUGUGUUUGUAAUAAUAUUUUAAAAAAGGAUCAAGAAAAUAUAUAUUACUUAAAUAAGUUUAUGGUCAAAGUUAUAGAUGAUAUAUGUGAAAUGUUGCAUAAAAAAAGAUAUAUUGAUGUUUUACAAAAUUUUCUAAAAAAUUUUAAGUAUGUUUGGUCUUUAAAUAAUGAAUUAUUUCCAGAAAUCUUUGAACGAAUAUUAAUCAAAUACAAUAUAAAUCAUAUGACCACCUAA